GCUUAGAAUUAUCGCAAAACAACUCCCGAGUCUUUACACCUAAGAGCAUGGGCAGAGCCGUCUUUUAGAGCUCCAUUCCUUCAAGCUUUAUAGGGACAGACCCAUUUCCUUCUCUCUCUGCGCAAAAUCUUCUUCUCUGACGAGGAGAGGAGAGGAGAGGAGAGCAGAGCAUUUGUAUUUAUAGAGGGGGAAAAAAGAAAAGAAAAUAGGAGAAGGCCCAGAUAAGGAGAGAGAAGCCGCGGAAGCCGGUCCGGCGAGAAGGCCGAGGGGAGGGUCAGCCCUUUAACUCGGUCCCUUUUUUCUGGGGGGUCUGAAAGGUGGACGAAAAAGGGGAGGGUGGCCUUUGACUGGUGUCCUCCUCGCAACCCGCAACCUGUUGGCUAGCGAGAGAGAGAAAGAAAGAGAGAGGGGAGAAGGGGACAAGAGAGGCGUCUGAAACGCUGUGGGCUUCCCCAUUUUACCUCUGCUGCCAACUUUGGCUUUUUACUGGGAGGAGGAGGGGGACCUAAAAGCAGGCGACUGUGGAAAAGGGGGGAGGUAGACCUCCGUUUCUAUCCAGAGUCUGGUUUUUUUUAUCCUGAGGCUUGGACUUUAUUUGUUCUCUCUUUCGAGAAAGACGGUGGGGACGGUCAACCGAGCCCCCUUCUUUUCACUUGUCGUUGCUCCUGUUCAUUUCUCUCUCUUCUGGGUUUUUUCUUUUCUUCGUUUUCUGAGGCCGCGUAGAGUCCACAUAUGUGGGUUUUUUUUAAAUUUUUUUUUAAUCUUCACCUCCUUUGCUCCAGCUCCUGUCAUUUCUAUGCUCCUUGAAGCCUUUCUUUUCCCUUUCUUAGCUUCUAUCUCCUUGUUCUGAGAAUCAUGCUUGGAUUUUUUGUUUUCACUUUUUCUUGCUUGGAUUUGGUUGGGGUUUGGGUUUUGAUCAGGGGGUAGCGGAGGGAGAGGGAGACGGAAAGAGAACGAGGCGCUAGCGGGGGGUUCGCUUGGCUUCCUUCUCUUUCUUUCUGCCCUAUGUUACAGAGGGAGAGGGAGCUGGGGGCAUGUGUUCAUAACCCGUUUAUGCUGUUGCCUUCUCUGAUCUCUCCGUUCCGUUAGAUCUUUUCUUGUCUAGUUUUCUCUUCCUUUGUGUUCGAUUUCUUGGUCUCCUGUGCUGUGAUCAUGUCUCUGGGAAAUUGAGAAAAUUUGGGUUGGAAAGUGAAAUAGCUCUUUUUAGAUCUAGUGGUACCACAACCAGUAUUACUGUGGAAAAAUAAAAAUAAAGGCAGGCCCUUUAGGGCGAGGAGUUGAGAAGAGAAUUAAGAGGGGGUUCAUUGAUGAGUUUGGGUGGCUUGUUCGACGGUGGUUCCGGUGGCGCUCGGGUUGUGGCUGACAUCCCGUACGGCAGCUCCGCGAUGCCCGCCGGCGCCAUCUCCCAGCCGCGCCUCGUCUCCCCCUCCCUCUCCAAGUCUUUGCUCAGCUCCCCCGGCCUCUCUCUCGCCCUGCAAACAAACAUGGACGGGCAAGGGGACAGGAGUCUAUCGUCUAUGGUCGGUGGUGCAGCCGCCGGCGGCGGCGGCGGGGGAGGACGGGAUGUGGAUACAGUGGGUAGGAACAAGGAAGAUGAGAACGAGAGUAGAUCGGGGAGCGACAACCUUGAAGGUGGCUCCGGCGACGAUAUAGACCAGGAGAACCCUCGGAAAAAGAAAAGAUACCACCGUCACACACCUCAGCAGAUCCAAGAGCUCGAAGCUCUCUUCAAGGAAUGCCCCCACCCGGAUGAGAAACAAAGGAUGGAACUCAGCAGAAGGCUCAACCUGGAGAGUCGCCAGGUCAAGUUCUGGUUCCAGAACCGGCGUACCCAGAUGAAGACCCAAAUGGAACGCCAUGAGAACACUAUCCUCAAGCAGGAGAAUGACAAGCUCCGGGCCGAGAACUUGUCCAUCAGGGAGGCGAUGAGGAACCCCAUCUGCAGCAACUGCGGCGGGCCGGUGGUUCUCGGUGAGGUCUCUCUAGAAGAACAGCACCUGAGAAUCGAGAAUGCGCGUCUGAAGGAUGAGCUCGAUCGAGUCUGUUCUCUCGCCGGAAAGUUCUUAGGGAAGCCUAUUUCAGCCUUGGCGAAUCCACUCUCUCUCCCUGUGCCCAACUCAGGCUUGGAGCUUGCGGUCGGCACCAUCGCUUUUGCCGGGUUGGGCUCGGUGCCUAUGACGUCCUUGCCUAUCGUUGCUGAUUUCCCAACUGCGGUGUCGAGCCCACUCGGAAACGUUAGUACUCAUGCUAGGACUGUCGGCACCAUGGGUGGGGUCGAGAGGGAGAGGACUAUGUUGUUGGAGCUUGCGCUGGCUGCCAUGGAUGAGCUGGUGAAGAUGGCCCAGAUGGUCGAGCCCCUCUGGAUCCCAAGCUUAGAAGGGGGUAAGGAGACGCUGAACUAUGAGGAGUACGAACGGGUGUUCCCUCGGUGCAUCGGGAUGAAGCCCGCUGGAUUUGUGUCGGAGGCCACCAGGGAGACCGGUUUGGUGAUCAUCAACAGCUCGGCCCUCGUUGAGACUCUCAUGGAUGCGAGCCGGUGGGCAGAUAUGUUUCCUUGCAUGAUUGCGAGAACCACCACCACUGAAGUAAUUUCCAGUGGCAUGGGUGGUACUAGAAAUGGCACCCUCCAGCUUAUGCAUGCGGAGCUCCAGGUUCUUUCACCUUUGGUUCCGAUUCGCGAUGUAAAUUUCCUCAGGUUCUGCAAACAGAUCGCUGAAGGUGCCUGGGCUGUAGUCGAUGUAUCCAUUGAUGGAAUUAGACACAACCCUUCUUCUCCUACGCUAAAUAUGAGGUGCCGCAGGCUCCCUUCUGGUUGUGUGGUUCAGGACAUGCCUAAUGGCUAUUCUAAGGUCACAUGGGUGGAACACGCUGAGUACGACGAGUCCGCGGUUCACCAGCUGUACCGCUCUCUCCUCCGCUCCGGCCUCGGGCUCGGCGCCCGCCGCUGGGUCGCCACCCUCCAACGCCAGUGCGAGUGCCUCGCCAUCCUUAUGUCUUCCUCCCUCCCCACCCGAGACCAUAACACAGCAAUAACUGCGAGCGGGAGGAGGAGCAUGCUGAAGCUGGCGCAAAGAAUGACGGAUAAUUUCUGUGCGGGGGUUUGCGCGUCGUCCGCACACAAAUGGAGUAAGCUGAGCGUGGGGAGUAUAGGGGAAGAUGUCAGGGUGAUGACGAGGCAGAGCGUGGACGACCCCGGGGAGCCGCCUGGGGUGGUGCUGAGCGCCGCGACGUCGGUGUGGCUGCCGGUGUCGCCGCAGCGGCUGUUCGAUUUCCUCCGGGACGAGCGGCUCCGGAGUGAGUGGGACAUACUGUCGAACGGGGGGCCCAUGCAGGAGAUGGCCCACAUUGCCAAGGGCCAGGACCACGGCAACGCCGUCUCCCUCCUCCGUGCCAGCGCGGUGAGCGCAAACCAGAGCAGCAUGCUGAUACUGCAAGAGACGUGCACCGACGCGUCGGGGUCGAUGGUGGUGUAUGCGCCGGUGGACAUACCGGCAAUGCACGUCGUCAUGAACGGCGGCGACUCCGCAUAUGUGGCCCUCCUCCCGUCGGGCUUCGCCAUCCUGCCGGACGGCGGCGGCGGUGGGGGAGUGCAGAAGGUGGGGGGGUCGCUGCUGACCGUGGCGUUCCAAAUCCUGGUCAACAGCCAGCCCACCGCCAAGCUCACCGUCGAGUCGGUGGAGACCGUGAAUAACCUCAUCUCCUGCACCGUCCAGAAGAUCAAGGCCGCCCUUCACUGUGACCCUUAGUAAAAUUGCACCAACUCCCUCUUUGUUUUCUUAUCAAUCAAGAGAUAAAGAAAAGAAAAGAAAAAAAAAAAA
Molecule: messenger RNA, 3818 nt
Organism: Elaeis guineensis (African oil palm)
Lineage: Eukaryota; Viridiplantae; Streptophyta; Magnoliopsida; Arecales; Arecaceae
Source: RefSeq, a predicted model, not a curated record